AUGUCACUUCAUGAAGAAUCUUCCGGUCUUUUGAGAACUCAUGUAAAUUGGGAAGAUAUUGAGAAUGAAGUUAGGCUAAGUUUGGCAACUGAAGCUAGAUUUGGUGAAAAUAAGAACGUGGAGAAUAUUGGAAAUAUGAAGGUUGGUUUUUUGGGGGUGUAAUUGCGGAGUGUUGUAAUUUUUUUGUGGAAUUUAGUAGGGAAUUUCAAGGGCUACAAGAUGGUCUAGCUAGAUUUUUCUGAAAAUUUUGAAUUUUGGCUGAAAAUCCUGGUCAAAACUAGGAAGCUGAAAUUUUGAAAUUUGAAAAAAUAGAGCAUUUUCAGACCGGAAUUUCAGCAUUUCAGAAAAAUCCUAAUUUUUUGAGAAAACAUGGAUUUUGUAAGGAAUUUCAAGGGCUACAAGAUGAUAUUUUCAGAUUUUUCUAAAAAUUUUGAAUUUUGGCUGAAAAUCCUGGUCAAAACUAGGAAGCCGAAAUUUUGAAAUUUGAAAAAAUAGAACAUUUUCAGACCGGAUUUUCAGCAUUUCAGAAAAAAUUCUAAUUUUUUGAGAAAACAUGGAUUUUGUUGAGAAUUUCAAUGGCUACAAGAUGAUUUAGCUAGAUUUUUCUGAAAUUUUCAGAUUUGGCUGAAAAUCCGGCUCAGAAUUUUUCCAUAAAACAUGGAUUUUGUACAGGAUUUCAAGAGCUUUAAGAUAGGCUAACUCAAAAUUCUAAAUUUCCAGGGUUUCAUGUCUCGAAUCGCAUUAAUCGAGCCAGAUUGGACCUCAGAAUCCCAAAAUCUUCCCAAAAAACUAAUCGUCAAAAUCGCCUCUCAACUUUCAUUCAUCGAAUUAGCCAAACUCAUGAAUUUCGGAAAUUCUUCGGAAAAAAUCGAAAUGGAUUCGGAAAAAUUGGCAAAGAUGGAAUUUGUGAUUCGAAUUUUACAUAAUCGCGAAUGUGAUGUCUAUGAGAUGCUUCAGCGUCAGAAGUUCUUCCAGAUUCCGAUCCCAUGGAUCUUGGGAAGCCGGAAAUUCUCUGCUGAAAAUCCGCUGAAAGCGUAUAUAAUUUUUGAGCCAAAUGCUCAAAAAAUCGAAAAUAUCAAUAGUUUUGAGAAUUUCGAGUUAGCAGAAGUCGAAAAAAUUGUGAAAACCAUUGCCGAAUUCUCAUCGCUCGGUGAAAUUUUGCCCAAAGAUCAGCUGGAUUUUGCUGGUGAUUCCGAUUUGCUUGCUCAUAUUAUGGCCGAAUUCAGUGAGCCCAAGAUGCAGGAGAAUUGUUUUGCUCAAAUUCGUGGAGCAUUUUUGGGCGGCUCCGACGAUGGAAAUGCUCAAAAAUAUGGGGAGAAAGUUGAGAAAUUAAUUGAGAUUUAUCGAUUGCUUUUGAGCCCGAAGAUUUUGGCGAAUAUUGGAAGAGCGGCGGAAAUUGUUGGUGGGUCUUACAGCGAAAAAAUUUUGCCAUUAGAAAUAAUAUCUCCAACAUUUGCGAGUGAGAAACAAAAUGGCUGGGUGGCCGAGUGGCUAGCGCUUUUGCCUACUAAUCUCAAGGUCAUGGGUUCGAUCCCCCGCCGAGGCAAACUUUUUUUUUUUUUUGAAAAAAUAUGGAUUUUGUAGAGAAUUUCGAGGGCUACAAAAUGAGUUUUGCAGAUUUUUCUGAAAAUUCCUGACUUGGCUGAAAAUCUGGGUCAAAUUAAGAUUCUGAAAAUUUAAAUUUGAGGAUUUUCAGACCGAAUUUUCAGCAUUUCAGAAAAAUCCUGACUUUCUGAGAAAACAUGGAUUUUGUAGAGAAUUUCAAGGGCUACAAGUUGGCAUUUUCAGAUUUUUAAGAAAAAUUGAAAAUUUGGCUGAAAAUCCUGGUAAAAACUAGAAGGCUGAAAUUUUGAAAUUUAAAAAACCUCAGCGAAAAUAUGUUCUCCAAAACUUUGAUUUACUAAAUCUACAGUACCCUCUCGAAAUCUACAGUACCCCCAAACAUUUUCCAGGCCACCGUACCUCGCUAAUCCACGGCGAUUUAUGGAGUUCCAAUUUUCUGUGCCGCAAAAAUCCGCACCCCGAAAUGCUGGCAAUUAUCGAUUGGCAAACUGUGGCCUUCGGAGCACCCGGUCAAGAUUUGGCACGACUUUUCAUGAAUGUUUUGAGCACCGAAAAUCGCCGAGCACACUUGGAGCAUUUAUUGGGAAUCUAUUUUCAGACAAUCGCUGAAAAUGCUGAAAAUUCUGGAAAUCUUGCUCCAUUCACUUUGGAGCAACUCAAAAAAUCCUAUCAACUUUUGUUUCCAACAAUUUCGAUUCUGGUCUUGCCUGGAAUAAUUCCGUUUUUAGAAAUGGCCAGUGGAAUUCAGGAGGAGCAGAAAAUGUAUGUCAGAAAAUUGGCAUUUGAGAAGAUUUGCGGACUUUUGGACGAUGUUUUAAAGGCGCAUGAGGAGAAUUUGAAGGAUUUUCCACAGUUUUUUGAAUGA
Caenorhabditis angaria is the source of this 2428-nucleotide messenger RNA. The record is from the annotation of a GenBank genome assembly. Lineage: Eukaryota; Metazoa; Nematoda; Chromadorea; Rhabditida; Rhabditidae.